GCGCGGGAUUUAGAAGGCGCGAAGAGAGAAGGGGUGGGAGGUCAGGCUGGUGAGGGGGACGCGCUUUGGUUCUCGCGCGGCGGACAGAAGGGCGUGUAAGUCAAAGGCGGUGGGGGCCCUGCUGGUGCACUCAGAGGGAGAGGAAAGGCUCGGGGACGAGCGUGGGGCGAAGCUGCUCUGGCGGAGCCGGCUGUGCAAAAAAACGAAAAAAGGAGGGCUCGCUACCAGGUGGCGUGGUUUCUCCUCUGUUGCAUCAUCUCAAAUUCAUAGAUCAGCCAGUCAAGAUGGGAAUCCAUGGUUUGGCCAAGCUGAUCGCAGAUAUGGCCCCUAGUGCCAUUCGAGAAAAUGACAUCAAGAGUUACUUUGGCCGGAAAGUGGCCAUUGAUGCCUCUAUGAGUAUUUACCAGUUCCUAAUUGCUGUACGACAGGGAGCUGACAUGCUGCAGAAUGAAGAAGGCGAGACUACAAGCCACCUUAUGGGUAUGUUCUACCGCACUAUCCGAAUGGUGGAAAAUGGCAUCAAGCCGGUCUACGUCUUCGAUGGCAAACCCCCUCAGCUGAAAACUGGUGAAUUGGCUAAGCGUACCGAGCGCCGAACUGAAGCAGAAAAGCAGCUGCAAGAGGCCAAAGAGAUGGGUGAGGAGGAAAACAUAGAAAAGUUCAGCAAGAGACUAGUAAAAGUGACAAAACAGCACAAUGAUGAGUGUAAGAAACUGCUGGCCUUGAUGGGCAUCCCGUAUGUAGAUGCCCCUGGUGAAGCUGAAGCUAGCUGUGCUGCGCUGGUGAAAGGAAACAAGGUCUAUGCAGCUGCUACUGAGGAUAUGGAUUGCUUGACCUUUGGCAGCCCUGUGCUAAUGCGACAUCUUACUGCAAGUGAGGCAAAGAAACUGCCCAUUCAGGAAUUUCAUCUGAACCGUAUUCUCCAGGAUUUGAGCUUGACCCAGAAAGAAUUUGUGGACUUGUGUAUAUUACUAGGUUGUGAUUACUGUGAAAGCAUCCGUGGAAUUGGGCCCAAGCGUGCUGUGGAGCUUAUCAGGCAGCACAAAAACAUAGAGAAGAUUAUUCAGCAGCUAGAUGCUAAGAAGUAUCCCCUGCCCGAGAAUUGGCUGCACAAGGAGGCCCAGAAACUCUUCUUGGAGCCUGAAGUUGUAAACCCAGAAGAAGUGGAGCUGAAGUGGAAUGACCCCAAUGAGGAAGGACUCGUUAGCUUCUUGUGUGGGGAGAAGCAGUUCAAUGAAGAAAGAAUCCGUAACGGGAUCAAGAGACUGAACAAGAGCCGGCAGGGUAGCACUCAGGGCCGACUGGAUGAUUUCUUCAAAGUGACUGGUUCUAUUACCUCAGCCAAGCGCAAGGAGCCAGAACCUAAGGGAUCAGCCAAGAAAAAGGCCAAGAGCAGUGGUACAGCAACAUCAAAGAUUAAGAAAGGAAAAUAAAGCUCUAGAACAGUGCUAAUUCUUCUGCACUCCACUUUGGCUUGACAACAUAUAUUAAACAGCAAAUCCGGGUUCUUUCUGUAGCAUAGAAUUGCCUUAUAAUACUCAAAAAAUGAAACAAUUGUUGGUAGCCCUUUAACACGCACAAAACCGCUGCAUUCAGAAGACGUUUGGAACCUGCUAAUCAGUAGUCCCCAAAUACUCUUGUUGAGGGACCUAUAGCUUAUUUCUCCUGUUGCCUUGAGUACUGUGAAAGCUCAGUCAUGCCAUGUAUGGUGUUUAAUCUGUCAUUGCUAACCAUACUGUGAUGAAAUGGCUUAAUUUUGAAUGGCAGAUUUCAAUAAAUGGCGACUUGCUAAA
Molecule: messenger RNA, 1793 nt
Organism: Candoia aspera
Lineage: Eukaryota; Metazoa; Chordata; Lepidosauria; Squamata; Candoiidae
Gene: FEN1
Product: flap structure-specific endonuclease 1
Exons: 2
Coding region: 285-1433 (382 amino acids)
Cellular component (GO): nucleus
Molecular function (GO): magnesium ion binding; RNA-DNA hybrid ribonuclease activity; DNA binding
Source: RefSeq, a predicted model, not a curated record